This is a messenger RNA of Silurus meridionalis, 2896 nucleotides long. It is a transcript of the gene clpxb, whose product is annotated as caseinolytic mitochondrial matrix peptidase chaperone subunit Xb. The record is from RefSeq and is a predicted model, not a curated record. Gene Ontology annotation, biological process: protein catabolic process; proteolysis. Gene Ontology annotation, cellular component: mitochondrial matrix. Gene Ontology annotation, molecular function: protein dimerization activity; ATP binding; zinc ion binding. Lineage: Eukaryota; Metazoa; Chordata; Actinopteri; Siluriformes; Siluridae.
UUUACAAACCAGACGAAGAAGAAACGCCGAGUGUUGUGUUUAUUGAUAUCGGAGGGAGAAAAACAGUUUAAUUGUAGUUGAUCCGCUGGAGGCGAGCUGUCAGUGUCACUGUCAGGGUCUGAUGUGAACUCUGACAUCGUUUUCUUUCUUUCUCUUUUCUACAUUUCUUGACCCAGAAGAUGUCCUUCUGUACGUAUAGAUCUGCUGUGAACCGACUCGUCAGUUCAGCACACAAAGGGUUUCCAUGCUCACACAUUAAACUCUAUGCUCUUAGAAGGCCAGCAAGAUAUAAAGCCUAUCUACUCUCUGCAGUGCAAGUCAGACUGUUCUCAGAGAGUGUUGUGUGUUUUGCCUCAAAGGAAAACACUCCAAAAGACGGCUCCAAAGAUGUCGGAAAGAACGGUGCAACAGACACAUUUGGGAAGAGAUCUAUGGGCUCAGGAAGCUCAGGCAAAGGAGGAAGUCAGCUACGUUGCCCCAGAUGUGGAUACACAUGCACUCAUGUGGAGACGUUUGUGUCAUUCACACGUUUUGUGAAAUGUGAAAGGUGUCAUCACUUCUUUGUGGUGCUUUCUGAAAGUGACUCUCGGAUGGGUCUGAAUAAGGAGGCAGAAUCUGCUGCUGAAUCAGUUAAAACAGCUUCUGCCCAGAAACCUCCCCCACCCCCCAAAAAGAUCUAUGCCUACCUCGAUAAUUAUGUUGUUGGCCAGUCAUAUGCAAAAAAGGUGCUGUCAGUUGCAGUGUAUAACCACUACAAACGGAUCUUCAACAACCUUCCAAGUGGACAAAUAGGGACUGAGAAGCAGAUCUCUUUCAUUCCCCAGGAGCUGGAAAUGAGAAGGCGGGAAGAUGAAUACAGAUUUACAAAGCUGCUCCAGAUCACUGGGAUCAGCCCGCAUGGCAGUGCUCUCGGUGCAUCCGUUCAACAGCAGGUCACUCAAAAAGCUGUGCCAGAAAAAAGAGGAGGUGAGGUGCUGGACUCUACCCAUGCUAACAUCAAACUGGAGAAGAGUAACAUUGUGCUGCUAGGCCCUACUGGAUCAGGUAAAACACUUUUAGCGCAGACUCUGGCACGGUGUUUGGAUGUUCCCUUUGCCAUCUGUGACUGUACCACACUGACCCAGGCAGGCUAUGUAGGUGAGGAUAUCGAGUCAGUAAUUGCGAAGCUGCUGCAAGAUGCCAAUUACUCAGUGGAGAAAGCCCAGCAAGGAAUAGUGUUUCUGGAUGAGGUGGACAAGAUCGGCAGUGUUCCAGGAAUACACCAGCUCAGAGACGUAGGAGAAGGUGUCCAACAAGGUUUGUUGAAGCUCCUGGAGGGCACCAUUGUGAAUGUUCCAGAAAAGAACAGCAGGAAGUUGCGAGGAGAAACUGUACAGGUGGACACAACCAACAUCCUGUUUGUGGCAUCAGGAGCCUUCAACGGGCUUGACCGAAUCAUUAGCCGCAGGAAAAAUGAAAAAUACCUUGGAUUUGGCUCACCCUCUAACAUGGGGAAGGGACGUCGUGCAGCAGCAGCAGCUGACCUGGCCAAUAGCUCAGGUAGUGAGCUGGAUGUGGUGGCUGAGAUGGAGGAGAAGGAUCAGCUCCUGAGACAUGUAGAGGCACAUGACCUCAUUGAGUUUGGCAUGAUACCUGAGUUUGUAGGUCGUCUGCCCAUUGUAGUGCCUUUGCAUAGUCUGGACGAGCAAGCACUAGUGCAGAUUCUCACUGAGCCCAGGAACGCUGUAGUGCCUCAGUUCCAGGCCCUCUUCAGCAUGGAUAAGUGUGAGCUGAACGUAACUUCAGAUGCACUCAGCGCCAUUGCCAGACUGGCUCUUGAGAGGAGGACUGGAGCCAGAGGCCUCAGAUCCAUUAUGGAGACGCUACUGUUGGAGCCCAUGUUUGAAGUCCCGGAGUCAGAUAUUGUAUCUGUGGAGCUGGAUAAGGAUGUGAUUUUGGGCAAGACUGAACCACGCUAUAUUCGAGCUGCAACUAAAGAAACCACAGAGGAGGAGUAUGACCUGGCUGAGACAGGCAGAUGCAGCCAACAACUAAUAAUGCAGCUGUGAAACUUUCAAGAUCUUUCUGGACCCUGCAUCAUUAAAGUAAAAAAAAAAAUCAGCAGCAACAUUCUUCUGCCUUCGGGGCUAAACACACCUUAAACCUAAAGCAGACACACUAUUAACAAGAUUCAGCUGAACAAAUCAAAACCUACAUACCCUAUGUACACAGAGUGACUACACACAAUCCAGCAGGCCUUAAUUACUCUGUACAUAGCUAACACUUUAAUGAAUUUAAGAAGAGAUCUGUUCUAUUUUCUUGAGUGAGUUUUGCUGAAUGUGAAAAGAUUGCUUUAGUUGGGAUAAAAAAAAAAAGCCAUUUAAUGUGUGACUAGACAGUUUUCUUCAGUUAGUUUUUUAUUUCUUUAUUCAGCAGGAGUAUUUCAGCUUUGCCUAACGGCAGUGCUGGUUUCUCUACCUCUUUUUUGUAACAGACUACCUAUAAUUGAAUCAACAAACUUCUAUGGAGGACUGUGAUUUUUCAAAACCAUACUCAAGUGUCACACAAGUGUCCUUUUUUUUUCUCAAACGUGUUAUUCACUCUCUUAAUCUCCUUCAUUUCUUAAAAGAUGUACUGUAAUUUUGGUUUGUAUAAUUUUUGAAACAGUCCAGUAAUCUAACAAGUCUCAGUAUUCUUGAUGGUUUAGAAAUACAAUCCGUGUACACACACUUCUGUUGUAAAGAAUUCUCAAAAACGAUACAUUUAUACACAAGUGACAGUAAAUGUUCAUAUAUAUUUUAAUUAUAAUAAGAUUCCUUCUUCCAUUUCGAAUGCCAGCAAACCACCUACACAGCCAUUACAUUUGGAAUUUAUAUGUCAUUAUUUAAAAAUAUAAAUAAAACUUUUACAUAUAGUA